AUGCGCUUUGCAACUUCAGCCCUGGCCCUUGUCGCCUCUGCCGCCGCCGCCAGCGCCGCCUCCAUCUCCUUCUGGACCCUGGAUAAGCUCACCCGCACCAUCCACUUCACCCCCAACGCCGGCUUGCCCAACAUCAAGAGCGUCACCGUCAACAACAAGCGGAGAACCAAGGUCGUCUUCCCCCCGGACUGGGUCGGCAACUUCUACGCCGUCCAGGAAGGCCACGACAACAUCCCCGGCAUGCUGGGAGAAGUCGCCUUUAGCAGCCGUGACCACAAGACGUACUUUGACGUGUCCGGCAUCGUCAAUGCCGACGACGUCAACAAUGUCAAGCAGAUAUGGCCGGCCAGCGGCGCCCCCCCGAUGUCUGGAUGCGAGGUCUUUCCCUGCAGCAAUGCGUACUGGUUGCCUGACGACGUCCAGACAAAAGUCACGAGCGAGCUCGACCUGAUAGCCACGCUGGGCACCGGCUCUACGGGCAUGAACUUUGUUGAGAGCGACUAA
This is a messenger RNA of Ustilaginoidea virens, 504 nucleotides long. RefSeq lists its product as uncharacterized. NCBI's taxonomy places the organism in Eukaryota, Fungi, Ascomycota, Sordariomycetes, Hypocreales, Clavicipitaceae. Bases 1 to 504 code for a protein of 167 amino acids. The transcript has a single exon. The record is from RefSeq and is a predicted model, not a curated record.